AUAUGUCUGGUUCACAACAGGCUCAGGCUCUGUGCAAACCAAAGACUACAGUGCAAACACAGGAGUCCACCACCAAGGAGGAACAAUGUCUCCGGACAGGUUAAUGGUUUAUUUCACGACAGCAUGCAUAUUUUGCUUCAUGGUGGGAGUCAAUAUCAUACUGGGCAUUAUGCUGUACGUAUCACCACGUCUCGCCAAGAAGCUGAUCCUCAAACUGGGUGAAAGAGCCACCAUGACCCAGAAUCCUAGUUUUAAGUUUGAAGAUUGGGGUCCGACGUUUGGCACCUUCAUGUUCUUCAAAACUGCCUCUCAUCACAUGUGGCUGUCCCUCGGACAAGAGGCGUUUGUGGGAGGAGAAGCUCCGGACACAGAUGUGGUCAGCAUGGAGGGAACGAAAUCAAGAAUCAGCCGGUUCGUGAAAGACAACAGAAUGCUGGUGUUGAAUUUCGGAAGUUGCACCUGACCCCCGUUUAUGUACAAACUUGAGGAGUUCAAGCAACUCGUCAAGGACUUCAGCGAUGUAGCCGACUUUCUUGUGAUCUACAUCGAGGAGGCGCAUUCAACAGACGGUUGGUCAUUUAAAAACAACAUCGACAUCAAGAAGCACAAGAGCCUGGAGGACAGGCUGUCCGCGGCACAGAUCCUGCUCCAAAAGCAGCCCCUUUGUACGGUGGUUGUGGAUGAAAUGGACAAUUCUGCUGCCAUAAAGUACGGUGCUCUGCCUGAGAGGCUCUACGUGCUGCAGGCUGGGAAAGUUGUCUACAAGGGGGGCAGAGGGCCUUGGGACUACAAUCCAAUGGAGUUGCGUGGGUUCCUGGAGAAAAUAAAAUAAGACAAUCCGACCAGAAUGAUAUGUAAGGGUCUCGGAUUUCUCAUUUGAAUAGGGGUAUAACAUUAUAACCAACAUAACUGAUAUACAAUACAUUACUUAUUAAUCAAGACUAUAAUGAUUACACUGCUACAUCAGCUUGUGGCUCUAACUGCUCUCUAGCAUCUCUUACAUUACAUAUGAGAAGAGACAUUGUAACCCCUGCAAACGUGCACUAGUAUUGUACUCUGUAAACAUACCUAUACUGCCAAUCUGUGAGUUUGAAUUCGCCUCUCAGUGUUUCUUAGUGACGGCUGCAGAUUAAACCGUUGGCCUCUGCAGCCCGAUGGAGUGAAACACACACAGAGACAGUUCAGUCAAGAGUUUGUGUUUGAGGUAUCGCACAAUGUUCAGGAGAUGUCCCCAAAGUUGUCUUAUUCUAAAGUUUAAAAGGCCUUACCGUCUAUGUCAAAAACCAAAUUUGUUCCCACUUCUCUUGCAGAUCAUAUUUUCUGUUCAUAGAUUUCUAUCUGUAUAUAAACUUUCAAAACAUUGCUUCACAACAGUGUUAAAAAACAUGUUAAAAACCCAGAAAAUCGGCAAUAACAAAAAAGCAUUAUAAAAAGAACCAAAAUAAAAUAAAGUUGGUUUGUUAUGUCUGAAUGCUCCUAUGUGGUUUCACAGGAGUCUACUUUAUAUAUGAUGGUUGCAGUGCAAACCUCUGGUGACUGUAAUCUGAUGAGUGAUGACUCGAAAAGAGGCCUUCUCUGAAUUAUGUAGGAGCAUUCUCGAUUACACUUUAAAAACAAAAUAUUCAUCUUGUUAAACAGUCUGCAUGUUGUUUUGAAUAUUUUUGGAUCCAUUGUUUUCACUAUGGUAUAAUAAAGAACAAAAUGUAAAGACUCA
Molecule: messenger RNA, 1714 nt
Organism: Notothenia coriiceps (black rockcod)
Lineage: Eukaryota; Metazoa; Chordata; Actinopteri; Perciformes; Nototheniidae
Gene: dio1
Product: iodothyronine deiodinase 1
Exons: 4
Biological process (GO): thyroid hormone metabolic process
Molecular function (GO): thyroxine 5'-deiodinase activity
Source: RefSeq, a predicted model, not a curated record